AUGGAGAAGAAUCAUAAAGCAGAGCACUUGAUUUUUGCUGACAGUAGUAUGUCCCAUGGUGACUGUGAAGGUGCCUUUGCUGGACCAGUGGUUGAUCCACAUGUAACAGCAGUUUGGGGGAAGAAUGUCACACUGAAAUGCAUAAUUGAAAUAAAUGAAACAAUAACACAAAUCUCAUGGGAGAAGAUACAUGGUAAAAGUACACAGACCAUUGCUGUUCAUCAUCCUGAAUAUGGGUUUUCUGUUCAAGGAGAAUACCAAGGAAGAGUGUCAUUUAAGAACUACUCACUUACUGAUGCAACUAUCAUCCUAAACAAUAUAAGCUUCUCUGAUUCAGGAGAAUAUGUAUGCAAAGCAGUUACAUUCCCACUAGGAAAUGCUCAGUCAUCAACAACUGUAACUGUAUUGGUUGAACCCAUUGUGAGCCUAACAAAGGGACCAAACUCUUUAAUAGAUGGUGAAAAUCAGACAAUAGCAGCCAUUUGUACAGCAGCCACUGGAAAACCUGCUGCAGAUGUUGAUUGGGAAGGAGGUCUUGGAGAAAUGGAAUCCAGUUCUACUUUAUUUCCAAAUGAAACUGUGACAGUUGUCAGUCAGUACAAACUCAUACCCACCAAAUUUGCCAGAGGAAGACGCAUAACUUGCGUUGUGAGGCAUCCAGCUUUGGAGAAGGAGAUGAGAUAUCCUUACACAUUGGACAUACUAUAUGCCCCUGAAGUUUCAGUAACUGGGUAUGAUGGAAACUGGUUCAUUGGAAGAGAGCAUGUUCAGCUCCGGUGUAAUGCUGAUGCAAAUCCACUGCCCAUGGAAUUUACAUGGACCAGGUUGGAUGGGCAAUGGCCUGAAGGUUUAAUGUCUUCAAAUAAUACUCUGCAUUUCAACAGUCCAUUGACUUACAAUUAUACUGGGACUUAUGUCUGUAAGGUGACCAAUUCCCUUGGACAAAGAAGUGAUCAAAAGACGAUCUACAUAUUGGAUGUGCCAUUUAAACAGACAUCUUCUGUAGCUGUAGCGGGGGCUGUAAUUGGAGCAGUUCUUGCUCUCUUUAUCAUUACCAUCUUUGUGACAGUGCUAUUGACUCCAAGGAAAAAAAGGCCAUCCUACCUUGACAAAGUGAUUGAUCUUCCACCCACACACAAACCACCACCUUCAUAUGAGGAAAGAGCACUCUCUGUAUCUCAGAAAGAAGUCAUUCAGAGAGAACGCUUCCCUUUGCAACGCCAAUACCGGGAGAGAGAAGCUGGAAAUUUGCAGAACAUAAAAGCAGUAAAUGGCAGGCAACUUAAUUACGAAGAUGAAAAUCCAUUGGGCCAAGAAAACCUUCAGCAGAUGUACCCCGUUCACAAGCAGUUAUGUUACAAAGAUUGGAGCAGCAAGUACCAUCAAAACCCAGGAACUGGAAGAAUCUACAUUAAUCCUAGAGAACACUAUGUGUGA
This is a messenger RNA of Emys orbicularis (European pond turtle), 1437 nucleotides long. It is a transcript of the gene NECTIN3, whose product is annotated as nectin cell adhesion molecule 3. Gene Ontology annotation, cellular component: apical junction complex; adherens junction. The transcript is spliced from 9 exons. Lineage: Eukaryota; Metazoa; Chordata; Testudines; Emydidae. Gene Ontology annotation, biological process: heterophilic cell-cell adhesion; symbiont entry into host cell; homophilic cell-cell adhesion. The record is from RefSeq and is a predicted model, not a curated record. The coding region runs from base 1 to 1437 and encodes 478 amino acids.